Ctenocephalides felis (cat flea) is the source of this 525-nucleotide messenger RNA. RefSeq names its product NADH dehydrogenase [ubiquinone] 1 beta subcomplex subunit 11, mitochondrial (gene NP15.6). NCBI's taxonomy places the organism in Eukaryota, Metazoa, Arthropoda, Insecta, Siphonaptera, Pulicidae. The record is from RefSeq and is a predicted model, not a curated record. The coding region runs from base 82 to 525 and encodes 147 amino acids. The transcript has a single exon.
CAUCUUUAACAUUUUGCAUUCUGUCAAUGUCUAUUUAAAGCAGUAAUUUGUAUUUAUUAGUUAAAAUAAUUUUCAUUCAUUAUGGCUGCUUUAAUACGUUUUCAUAGAUGUGCAUUACGUAGUUUUCUUUCCUCUCACAAUACUGCUAGAUUCAUAUCUACUUCAAAGAAAAAUCGUGAUACUGUCACUACAAAUUAUGAAACUACAGCCACAGAUAAACCAAACGAAGUUAUUAAAAAGAACUGGGUCAGUUAUGGAUUUGAUUGGAAAGAUGAGAAAGAGGAUCUCAAUGUUAUGCACAACACAUUCUUUUUUGCUAUAACUUUAUGUACCAUUGUCGGCGGUUUUGUAUGGACAUACCUACCGGACCCUCAGAUGAGAGAUUGGGCACAGCGUGAAGCAUUCUUAGAAUUACGAAGAAGAGAAGAAUUAGGAUUACCUUUAAUUGACAAAAAUCUAAUAGAUCCUAGCCUCAUACAGCUACCAACUGAUGAAGAACUUGGAGACACAGAGAUAAUUAUAUAA